AUGUCUUAUUUAAGGUUCCUUUAUAGAAAAAGUGUGUCUCACUUGCAAACUCAAGUAAGAUCUAAUCAUGCACAACAACUCAAGGAAGAAGUACGAAGGAGGGAAAUUAGUAAGAUCUUGAUAGCCAACCGAGGUGAAAUAGCAUGCAGAGUUAUGAGAACUGCUAAAAAAUUGGGUGUACGUACUGUUGCUGUCUACUCAGAUGCAGACAAAAAUGCCAUGCAUGUUGAAAUGGCAGAUGAAGCAUACCACAUUGGACCAGCACCCUCAACAAAAAGCUACCUAAAUGCCACAAAAAUUCUGGAAGUUGCUAAGAAAUCUAAAAGUCAAGCUAUCCAUCCCGGUUAUGGGUUCCUAUCUGAGAAUGUCGAAUUCUGUGAAAAGUGUGCAAGUGAAGAUGUUGUUUUUAUUGGACCUCCACCAACUGCAAUCAGAGAUAUGGGAAUUAAAAGCACGUCAAAAGCUAUAAUGUCAGCUGCAGGUGUGCCUAUUGUUAAAGGUUAUCAUGGGGAAGAACAAAGUAUUGAAAAAUUAACAGCUGAGGCUCAGCGGAUUGGUUUUCCUCUCAUGAUAAAAGCUGUCCGAGGUGGCGGUGGUAAGGGUAUGAGAAUAGCCAUGACAGAGGCUGAUUUCUUACCGCAAUUGGAAUCAGCUAAGCGUGAGUCAUUAAAAUCGUUUGGAGAUGACAACAUGCUGCUAGAACAAUAUAUUACCGACCCUAGACAUGUUGAAGUUCAGGUGUUCGCCGACAUGCAUGGUAAUGCAGUUCAUUUGUUUGAAAGAGACUGUUCAGUCCAAAGGCGCCAUCAAAAGAUCAUUGAGGAAGCACCAGCUCCAGGUUUAUCAGAGGAGACUCGUAGGGCUAUAGGAGAAGCUGCAGUACGAGCCGCUAAAGCUGUGGGCUACGUAGGUGCGGGCACCGUGGAGUUCAUUCUGCACCGACAGACUCAUGAAUUUCACUUCAUGGAGAUGAACACUAGGCUCCAGGUCGAACAUCCCAUCACUGAAAUGAUUACCGGCACGGACUUGGUUGAGUGGCAAUUGCGCGUUGCCGCAGGGGAACAGUUACCGUUGUCACAAGAAGAGAUCAUUCGCCGCGGUCACGCUGUUGAAUGUCGUAUUUACGCGGAAGAACCAAGGGCCGGCUUCUUGCCUCGUGCAGGCACCUUGCACCGACUGAGACAGCCAGAACCUGAAGAAUUCGUCCGGGUGGAAACAGGAGUGCGCCAAGGCCAGGAAGUGUCAGUCCACUACGAUCCCAUGAUCGCAAAGCUGGUAGUGUGGGGUCGCGACCGCACAGAGGCUCUUGCUAAAACCAGAGCUAAACUCUCUGAAUACCAGGUGGCUGGUCUCGAAACGAACGUAAACUUUCUCCUUCGCUUGAGUGGAGCUAAAGCUUUCGUGGAAGGAGACGUGCACACCGCGUUCAUCCCACAACAUGAGCUGGAACUGUUCCCGAAGUCUGACUCGGUACUCUCUGAGGACCGCGCUAUACAGGCCACACUCGGACAUUUGCUUAGCAGUCAAGUAGCCAACACUACAAACGAUAGCUGGAAAGGUAUCGCAGUGGCACCGGAGGGAUGGAGGCCGAACUACCAAUUAAAGAGAACUAUACCGUUGAGGUUCGACGAAAAAGAUCUUUCAGUGACAGUAGAAAACACAAGCAAACACAACACGUACCGUGUGCAAGUGAACGAUGGAGAAAUGUACGAAGUAGAGGCGUCGUUACAGCACACCGAGAAAGGUUUACGACUCAAUACAUUGAUAGGGGACAAGAAGAGUAAUGUGGGACUGUUGACAUAUGAUCAACAAGUACACGUCUAUGAUGAGAAUGGACAGACAGUAGUGGAGUUGCCUCGACCUAAAUUCCAAGCGGCCAGUGGAGCAGACGCAGCAGCCUCGGCCAACAGCGCGUCGUCCCCCACGCCGGGAAUACUUGAAAGGAUACUUGUCAACAAGGGAGACAAAGUAGUGAAAGGCCAGCCUCUCUUCGUGGUAAUAGCAAUGAAGAUGGAGUACGUGGUUCGCUCCCCACGUGACGGUGUCGUAGCUAAUCUCGCGCCUUUCAAGCUAGGAGAUGCUGUCGGCAAAGGGACACAAGUUGUAAUGCUGGAAGGAGAUAGUUAA
Messenger RNA from Arctia plantaginis, 2127 nucleotides. NCBI's taxonomy places the organism in Eukaryota, Metazoa, Arthropoda, Insecta, Lepidoptera, Erebidae. The record is from the annotation of a GenBank genome assembly.